This is a messenger RNA of Myotis myotis, 1182 nucleotides long. RefSeq names its product fucosyltransferase 2 (gene FUT2). Bases 1 to 1044 code for a protein of 347 amino acids. Gene Ontology annotation, cellular component: membrane. Gene Ontology annotation, molecular function: galactoside 2-alpha-L-fucosyltransferase activity. Gene Ontology annotation, biological process: carbohydrate metabolic process. The record is from RefSeq and is a predicted model, not a curated record. NCBI's taxonomy places the organism in Eukaryota, Metazoa, Chordata, Mammalia, Chiroptera, Vespertilionidae. The transcript has a single exon.
AUGCCCAGCACCCAGGGGCCCUUCUUCUUCCCCAUGGCCCACUUCGUCCUCUUUGUCUUCACGGCCUCCACCAUCUUUCACCUUCAGCAGCGGCUAGUGAAGAUCCAGCCCCCGUUGGCAGCCCAGAGGCUGGAGCCCGCGGAAACCAAGGACAAUGCCUCCAGCGCCCCGAGCUCCCCAAGCUCCGGGCCCAGGGGCAUGUGGACCAUCAACUCCCAAGGCCGCCUGGGCAACCAGAUGGGCGAGUACGCCACGCUGUACGCCCUGGCCAAGAUGAACGGGCGGCCGGCCUUCAUCCCCGCCCAGAUGCACAGCGCGCUGGCGCCCAUCUUCAGGAUCUCCCUGCCGGUGCUGCACGGCACCACGGCCAGCAGGAUCCCCUGGCGCAACUAUCACCUCAACGACUGGAUGGAGGAGCAGUACCGCCACCUCCCCUGGGAGUACGUGCGCCUCACGGGCUACCCCUGCUCCUGGACCUUCUACCACCACCUGCGCCCCGAGAUCCUGCGGGAGUUCACGCUGCACGACCACGUGCGGGAGGAGGCGCAGACGUACCUGCGGGGCCUGCGCGUGAACGGGAGCCGGCCGGCCACCUUCGUGGGCGUCCAUGUGCGCCGUGGGGACUAUGUCCACGUCAUGCCCAACGUGUGGAAGGGCGUGGUAGCCGACCGCGGGUACCUGCGACAGGCCCUGGACUGGUUCCGGGCCCGCCACCCCGCCCCCGUCUUCGUGGUCACCAGCAACGGCAUGGCCUGGUGCCGGGAGAACAUCGACGCGUCCCAGGGGGACGUGGUGUUCGCGGGCGACGGCGUGGAGGGCUCCCCCGCCAAGGACUUCGCGCUGCUCACUCAGUGCAACCACACGGUCAUGACCAUCGGCACCUUCGGGAUCUGGGCCGCCUACCUGGCGGGCGGAGAGACCGUCUACCUGGCCAACUACACCCUCCCGGACUCGCCCUUCCUCAAAGUCUUCAAGCCAGAGGCGGCCUUCCUGCCCGAGUGGGUCGGGAUUGCGGCCGACCUUUCCCCGCUGCUCAAGCCCUGAGACCGGCCUGCCCUGGGCACCCCCUUCUCCUUGUCGGGCUCCCCCAAGACCAGACCCACGCACGAGGAGCACCCUGUUACAUGGACCAGCACCCUUCCCUCUUGCCUCAGAAUACCUCCGGCCGCCAGUAGCAGAGUC